UCAGUCCAGCCCACCGCCACAAUGCCUCACGCAACCGAAACCCUCACCAACGGCGACAAGACCUCUUCUUCGUCGCAGUUCAUCUCCCACCUCACCUCUCUCCCCGCCGUCAACGAUGGCAUCGAGACCUUCAAGUCCAAUCCCUACGGCAAGAAAUCCCUCGAAAUCGUCGACGGCGCCUACACCCGCAUCGGCAAGCCCGUCGAGCCAUACCUCCAGACACCCUACAGCUAUGCGAAGCCAUACGUGCAGAAAGCCGAUGAACUCGCCGACUCCGGUCUCUCUUGGGGCGAGAAGCAGUUUCCCAUCGUGAAGGAGGAUACACACACCAUCGUCGACACGGCCAAGGGAUACAUCUUCUUCCCCUACAGCUAUCUCUCCAAGACAUGGCAGGACGAGUACUCCAAAACCGCCCAACACCGCGGCGCCGGCCUCUCCACCACUGCCUUCGCCAUCAUCUCCACCGAACUCCGCAUCGCCUCCGACGUCGCCCAAAAGAUCGCCGAC
This is a messenger RNA of Zymoseptoria tritici IPO323, 507 nucleotides long. RefSeq lists its product as uncharacterized. Lineage: Eukaryota; Fungi; Ascomycota; Dothideomycetes; Mycosphaerellales; Mycosphaerellaceae. The record is from RefSeq and is a predicted model, not a curated record. The annotation marks the transcript as partial. The transcript is spliced from 2 exons.